GAGCCGGUGACCGGCGAUACUUGGCUAUAGAUACCUACCCAAUACUUACGUAGUGUAAAGAUGGCGUCGUCGGUGUGUUUUUCUAGAUGUCGUUUACUCGUUAAAUUAGAAUUAAAUCGUAGUUUGUGUUUUUCACCAAUUUUUAGAGAUCUAUCAAAUAGCAAAGAAUCAUGGUGUCGACGAUGGCGACCUCCUCGCCGGACUUUCUUCACGACCGUAUGCACACAUGGAUCAAAGAAUGCGCCCACCAAAGUCGAACCAGUGCUAUCUGAAGAGGUGACGGUGACAUACCGCCGGGGGUUGCCCGUGAUCACGGUACCGCUGCCCUCAAGACGCGAGCGAUGCCGCUUUACACUACGUCCAGUCUCUCAGACCGUCGGCGACCUCCUCGAGCAGGUGAAAGCAGAAGACCGUGGGGUGGAGCGUGCUGCUGCACUGGCGGCAGACGAGCGGGUCCGGAUCUCCUCGAGUGACACCAUCGAGUCAUUACUGGAAACCGAUUUCCGACUCAUCAUUAACGACACGGAGUACUACGUUAAGAGCCCGUCACAAGAGCGUCUAAGCAUGGAAGAGGUUACUCAGUUGAGUGACGUCAGGAAUUUGGUGAAUCAACUGUACGAGGCUCUGAACGUGAGAGAGCACCAGAUAAGGAAGGAGAGGGAACUGAGGGCGCAGCUGGAGAAAAUUAACACCGAGUUACAACCUCUCGAAGAUAAACGUAGGAGCCUCGAAGUUGAGACUUCGCGUCGUACUUCGGCUCUAACGUGGUUCGGUCUUGGCCUGAUGGGAGUUCAGUUCGGAGUUCUGGCCCGUUUAACAUGGUGGGAGUACUCCUGGGACAUCAUGGAGCCCGUCACUUACUUCGUAACGUACGGAACGGCUAUGGCGGCGUAUGCUUACUUCGUUCUAACUAAACAGGAGUACAUUUUGCCCGAUGUCAAAGAUCGACAGCAUCUGCUGAUGCUACACAAGAAGGCAAAGAAGAUCGGGCUCGAUAUUAACCAAUACAAUAAUCUUAAAGAUCAGAUAGCAAAAUUAGAAAAAGACCUUGCUCGUCUCCGCGACCCGCUCCAAAUCCACCUACCCUCGAUGUACGUCGAGAAGACAACCGACGACAGGAGGUCACCGCUCACCAAAAUCAAGGACAUGCUCGAAGAGACCAGCAAGAAAAUGAAAAUCACGUAAUAUUUGCUGAAUCACUCUCGUUAGCAAAGUUAUGUGAUGAAGCGCGCCAUUUUUCGGUUAUUUGAAAAUAGAACGCUUUCGAUGAUGUUGCUUAGUAUGGUGGCAGCACUGAUGAACAUAUAGAAGAAAAAAAAAGUUUUUCCGUGAACGUUAACAGUUUUAAUUUGGCCGGGUUUUCAACAUAUGAGUUGAUUCGGAGCGAGUGUCCUCUUAAGAGCUAGAUGGAAUAGGAAUUAAAAACUAAAGUUGACAGUCGAAACGUCCAUGUUUCACAAAUCCUAUUGCUAAACUCAAACAACACGCUAAUUUUCCUUUUUUUUUUUCAAUCGAAAUAUUGAUUUGUUACUGGCGCCAUUUUGUUUUGUCAUAUGUCAAAAUAUAUAAAAUAAAUAGAUCAGUAAAAGUGGAACAAUCAGUGUAUUGUUGGAGUAUUCCCGCAAACUCGGUCCGGGCAAUUUCGUAUUCUGAAAGCCCGCCUUUUUUGUUUCUUUGUGUAAUCUGUGUUUUGAUUUUUUAAUCGAGUAUUUGAAAAUUAAUACUUCUAAUUUAGUAUUCAAUUAUAAUCUAACGUGCAUGAAGUUUGUAUUGUUCGAAAUUAAUUGUGAUUUUGGGUUUUUAGGUAAAUUUAGUUUUUCAAAUGUGUGAUGAUUAGAUUUAUUACAGUACUUUGGCACGUGAAUGAAAAUCAAAAUUUAAAAAUAUUAAGUCUUGCCACUGAAUCACAAAAUGUAUUACAGGUAUAAUUUUAAAAUUAGUUGAAAUUUUUUAUAUUAAAAAAUAUAUAUAUAUAAUUUUAGUUAG
Molecule: messenger RNA, 1986 nt
Organism: Bombyx mandarina (wild silkworm)
Lineage: Eukaryota; Metazoa; Arthropoda; Insecta; Lepidoptera; Bombycidae
Gene: MCU
Product: mitochondrial calcium uniporter
Biological process (GO): calcium import into the mitochondrion; mitochondrial calcium ion homeostasis
Cellular component (GO): uniplex complex
Molecular function (GO): uniporter activity; calcium channel activity
Source: RefSeq, a predicted model, not a curated record